Notothenia coriiceps (black rockcod) is the source of this 4014-nucleotide messenger RNA. RefSeq names its product chromodomain-helicase-DNA-binding protein 5-like. Gene Ontology annotation, biological process: chromatin remodeling. The record is from RefSeq and is a predicted model, not a curated record. Gene Ontology annotation, cellular component: NuRD complex; nucleus; chromatin. Lineage: Eukaryota; Metazoa; Chordata; Actinopteri; Perciformes; Nototheniidae. The annotation marks the transcript as partial. Gene Ontology annotation, molecular function: histone binding; ATP hydrolysis activity; ATP binding. The transcript is spliced from 28 exons.
AGGGCCGCGCAGAGCGGGAGUUCUACGUGAAGUGGGCCGGCCUCUCAUACUGGCACUGCUCCUGGGUCAGCGAGCUGCAGUUGGAGCUGUAUCACGCGGUCAUGUAUCGGAACUACCAGCGUAAGAACGACAUGGACGAACCUCCGCCAUUUGACUACGGCUCGGGUGAGGAGGAGCUCAACAACGAGAAGAGGAGGAGCAAAGACCCCCAAUACGCUGCAAUGGAGGCGCGCUUCUACCGCUACGGCAUUAAACCAGAGUGGCUGGUGAUGCACCGGAUAGUAAACCACAGUUUCGAUAAGGACGGAGAUGUGCAUUACCUGAUCAAGUGGAGAGACCUGCCCUACGACCAGUGCACCUGGGAAGGGGAUGACUUUGACGUCCCGGAAUAUGAAAUUCACAAAGCUUCUUACUGGGACCACAGGGAGCAAAUACUCGGUGAGGACCAACGCCCCCUGGUGGUGAGGAAAGGAAAGAAACUCAAAGAGGACCAUCAAAAGAGGGAGGUCCCUCCUGACGCUCCCAUCAUAGAUCCAACCAUCAAGUUUGAGCACCAGCCGUGGUAUAUUAACGCCACGGGGGGCACGCUGCACCCCUACCAGCUGGAGGGUCUGAACUGGCUGCGGUUCUCCUGGGCUCAGGGCACCGACACCAUCCUGGCUGAUGAGAUGGGGCUGGGGAAGACGGUGCAGACCAUAGUGUUCCUCUACUCACUCUAUAAGGAGGGUCACUCGAAGGGGCCCUUCCUGGUGAGUGCGCCCCUCUCCACCAUCAUCAACUGGGAGAGGGAGUUUGAGAUGUGGGCUCCGGACUUCUACGUGUUGACCUACACCGGAGACAAAGACAGCCGGGCGAUCAUCAGGGAGAACGAGUUCACCUUCGAGGACAACGCCGUGAAGUCCGGACGCAAGGUGUUCCGCAUGAAGAAAGACACUCCCAUCAAGUUCCACGUGCUGCUGACCUCUUACGAGCUGAUCACCAUCGAUCAGGCCAUCCUGGGCUCCAUCACCUGGGCCUGCCUGGUGGUGGACGAGGCCCACCGACUGAAGAACAACCAAUCAAAGUUUUUCAGAAUCCUCAACGGGUAUAAGAUCUACUACAAGCUGCUGCUCACUGGGACUCCUCUUCAGAACAACCUGGAGGAGCUGUUCCACCUGCUUAACUUCCUCACCCCUGUACGCUUCAAUAACCUGGAAGGCUUCCUGGAGGAGUUUGCUGAUAUCUCUAAGGAGGACCAGAUCAAGAAGCUCCACGACCUACUGGGCCCUCACAUGCUCAGACGGCUGAAAGCGGACGUCUUCAAGAACAUGCCUUCAAAGACAGAGCUGAUCGUCCGGGUGGAGCUCAGCCCCAUGCAGAAGAAAUACUACAAGUUCAUUUUGACACGAAAUUUUGAGGCUUUGAACUCGAAAACUGGAGGGAACCAAGUGUCGCUGCUCAACAUUAUGAUGGACCUGAAGAAGUGCUGCAACCAUCCCUACCUGUUCCCAGUGGCUGCUGUGGAAGCUCCUGUAUCACCCAACGGCUCGUAUGAUGGCAACCAACUGGUGAAGUCCUCAGGAAAAGUGACGCUGCUUCAGAAAAUGCUGAGGAAACUCAAAGACGAAGGACACAGAGUUCUCAUUUUCUCUCAAAUGACAAAGAUGUUGGAUCUGCUUGAGGACUUCCUGGAGUUCGAGGGUUAUAAAUAUGAACGUAUUGAUGGAGGAGUUACAGGAGGCCUGAGGCAGGAGGCCAUUGACCGCUUCAAUGCCCCCGGCGCUCAGCAGUUCUGCUUCCUGCUUUCAACUAGAGCUGGUGGUCUUGGCAUCAACCUCGCGAGUGCUGACACCGUCAUCAUCUACGACUCGGACUGGAACCCUCACAAUGACAUCCAAGCUUUCAGCAGGGCUCAUCGUAUAGGCCAAAACAGGAAGGUGAUGAUCUAUCGCUUUGUGACGCGCGGCUCGGUGGAGGAGCGGAUCACUCAGGUGGCGAAGAGGAAGAUGAUGCUGACCCACCUGGUGGUGAGGCCCGGCCUGGGCUCCAAAACUGGAUCCAUGUCCAAACAGGAACUGGACGAUAUCCUCAAGUUCGGCACCGAGGAGCUUUUCAAAGAUGAAAUAGAAGCAGCACGAGCCAUGGGUGACAACAAAGAUUGUGAAGAGGGAAAUGUGAUUCACUACGAUGAUGACGCCAUCUCCAACCUGUUGGACCGCAGUCGGGACGCCACCGAAGACACAGAGAUUCAGAACACGAACGAGUACCUGAGCUCCUUCAAGGUGGCUCAGUAUGUGGUGAAAGAAGAGGAAGGAGAGGAGGAGGUGGAGCGGGAGAUUAUCAAGCAGGAGGAGAACGUGGAUCCGGAUUUCUGGGAGAAACUCCUCCGUCACCACUACGAGCAGCAGCAGGAGGACCUGGCCCGCAACCUGGGGAAAGGCAAACGCAUCCGGAAGCAGGUCAACUACAACGACACCACCCAGGAGGACCAAGACAAUCAGUCGGAGUACUCCGUGGGGUCCGAGGACGAGGACGAAGAUUUCGAGGAGAGGCCUGAAGGAGGACGCAGACACUCUCGUCGGCAGAUGAAGAAUGAGAAGGACAAACCUCUGCCUCCCUUACUGGCACGGGUUGGGGGCAGUAUUGAGGUGCUGGGGUUCAACGCCCGGCAGAGGAAAGCCUUCCUGAACGCCAUCAUGCGUUGGGGCAUGCCCCCUCAGGACGCCUUCAACUCCCAUUGGCUGGUUCGAGACCUGAGAGGGAAGAGCGAGCGUGAGUUCAGGGCCUAUGUGUCUCUGUUCAUGAGACAUCUGUGUGAGCCGGGGGCAGACGGAGCAGAGACGUUCGCUGACGGAGUCCCACGCGAGGGACUGUCUCGUCAGCACGUUCUCACCAGGAUCGGAGUCAUGUCCCUCGUCAGGAAGAAGGUGCAAGAGUUUGAGCAUGUAAAUGGGAAGCUGAGUUCUCCGGACCUGAUUCCCAUCGGCAUGGAGCUGAAGAAACUGACGGAGAGUUUGUCUUCAGAUCCCAACACGCCUGUUCCUGCCAGCCCUGUGGCCACGCAGCCGGGCACCCCCAUCCCACCAGAGAAGCCUGAGUCUCUCUUGAGUGCUGCUGAAGACAAGGACACCACAGAGCAAGAUGGCAAGAAAGUUUCAGAACAGGAAUCUUCCAGUGCUGAGGCAGCGUCUGCACCUGAGAAGGCGGCUGACAGCGAGGAGAGCAAGGCCAGCUCAGAGGAGAAAACAGGAGAUGAGAGGGACAGAACCGAGUCGCCCUCUGCAAAGACCGAGCCAUCUGCCAACUCCAAGGAGUCUGCUUCCAAACAGCCAGAGCUACCAGCCAGUCAAACCUCGCCUAGAAUUGAGCCCAGCAAGGAACCAGAAAAGUCCUCAGAAAAAGGAGAUACUGAUUCACUUUCGGCAAAAACUGAAGACAAAGAAACUGUGGCAGACGAUAUGAAGAGUGAAGAUGCAUUAGAGGGUCGAUUAAAUGGAGAUAAAGACACGUUGGACGAGAUGGAUGACAGCAGGAAGGAGGACAAAAAUGGAUACAAAGUCAAGUUCAUGUUCAAUAUCGCUGAUGGAGGUUUUACAGAGCUGCACACCCUCUGGCAGACUGAGGAGCGAGCGGCGCUGUCUUCAGGAAAGAUGCAUGACAUCUGGCACCGUCGCCAUGACUACUGGCUCUUAGCCGGCAUCGUAACACACGGCUACGCUCGUUGGCAGGACAUCCAGAAUGACCCGCGUUAUGCUAUUCUGAACGAGCCCUUCAAAACUGAGAUUCAUAAGGGCAACUACCUCGAGAUGAAGAACAAGUUCCUCGCACGCCGCUUUAAGCUGUUGGAGCAGGCUCUGGUGAUCGAGGAGCAGCUGAGGCGGGCAGCGUACCUGAACAUGACCCAGGACCCCAGCCACUCCGCCAUGGCCCUCAACGCCCGCUUCGCUGAGGUGGAGUGUCUGGCCGAGUCCCACCAGCACCUGUCCAAAGAGUCCAUGGCCGGGAACAAGCCUGCCAACGCCGUGCUGCACAAAG